Molecule: messenger RNA, 1527 nt
Organism: Ectocarpus sp. CCAP 1310/34
Lineage: Eukaryota; Phaeophyceae; Ectocarpales; Ectocarpaceae
Source: the annotation of a GenBank genome assembly
GAAGAAUCACAGAGCAUUGUAAGGCCGGACGAGCAACGAAGAGAGCGCAGCCAGCAGCGUGGCAGGCAUGGAGCCUUUCGGGUUUGAAUCGGGGCCGAGCCGGGCGGUGCAGACGUUCCAGUCGCACGAGGAAAGCUACCAUCGGUGCUCGAUGUCGAUCAACCGCGCCAUCAACGGCAUCCAGCUGAACAACCUUGUUGACGCCGUCGGCGCGACCUCGCUGCCGCUCGACCUUCAAGAAGCCGAACAACAUGUAAAGGGCAUGGAGAUCGAAGCCCGUUCGAUGAAGGGCAACGAGCGGCGUCAGUGCCAGAGCAGAGCCAACCAGUGCCGGGCCGACUUGAAAGCUCUGCGCAGGAGCAUAGACCAGGCAGGGCAGCGGGCCCAGGCAGAGGAGCUGAUGCGUCGGAGUGGCGGCGGGGCAAUCGGAGGGGAACCGAGGAGUUUCUCGGAAGGCGGUGGCGACCUAAGGGGGCUGGGCCCGGAUCUUGCCCAGCAGAGUCUCGCCAGGCGAGUUUUGAGUCGAUUGAGUCUUCAAGACUCUCGAAGAGUGCUGGAGGAGACCGAGGGCAUCGGGCGCGGCGUCAUGGGCGACCUGGAGUCGCAGCGGGAGUCCCUCCUGCGCUCCCGGGCGAGCGUGCGAGACACCGGGGCGGCCGCGGGGCAGGCGCGGCGUCUGCUGGGGUCGAUCUCCCGUCGGGAGCUGAGACACCGGCUGUGCCUCUACGCUGUCAUCGCCCUGCUGAGCGCGGCGAUCGUUUUCGUCCUUUACCUCAAGAUCCGACGGCGAAGUCUCUUGUGAAAAACUUUCUCUUUUUUUUUUUUUUGCGUUUUUGACCCCCAGUAGGUUGGACUCGUAUAGGCAACGGAUGCUCAACACAUGACCACCGCCGUGAAGAACGGCUUUCCUGCUGGUGAGCUUCACAAGGGGAGCGAAACCCUCUCCGUCGAAGACAGUCACAUCGUAGGAACUUGAUUAAAACAUUCCGUGUCAUGGUGACUGGCAUCGUCGGGGAGGCAAGGCUAAGGCUAAGGCUAAGGCAGAAAUGCAGAAUCUCGUUAUUCUGGUCGGUGGGGUGUAUCCCCCCCCCAACAGAGUGUGGGAUAUGUGUGUGUUUGGCUUCUCGGCCGUGUAGACAUCUCUGAGAGAGAGAGGCUGAGGAUGUCGUUCGCAGCACCGCACGACCAGUACGCCCGGCUACACUCGUUAUGCGUGUCGCACUUGAUACCCCCCCCCAUCCGUCCUCCAAAACGUGCUUGGCUAUUGAAUUUGGAGAACAACGUUUUGGUUGGACUAGGUGUCGAGCAACGGGCUUGCAUGCAGGUGCAGGAACGUUUGUUGCGUGGUGUGUGGCUAGUCCGGCCGGCAGGCCUCAUUGGUGUGUUUGUAACUACGUCGCGAGGGGCGGCCGGCCCUUGGUAGUGGCGUUGAGUUUCGGCGCACAGAUCGGUGUGGGGGGGGGUACAACGGGGUCUACCCUCGGUGUGCGCGGACACGGGACGACCUCAUGUAAAUAUAUUUCACUA